Messenger RNA from Rubroshorea leprosula, 1380 nucleotides. NCBI's taxonomy places the organism in Eukaryota, Viridiplantae, Streptophyta, Magnoliopsida, Malvales, Dipterocarpaceae. The record is from the annotation of a GenBank genome assembly.
GUGAGGCAUUAUCUUCUACACUUAUGCUUGGAACAACUUGGCAAAUGUGUUGUUCCUUGAAUCUCCGGCUGGGGUUGGAUUUUCGUACUCAAACACCACAUCAGAUCUAUAUGAUGCCGGUGACAAGAGAACUGCUGAAGAUGCAUAUGUUUUUCUGGUGAAUUGGUUUGAAAGGUUUCCACAGUACAAGCAUAGAGAUUUCUACAUUGCUGGAGAAAGUUAUGCAGGUCACUAUGUUCCUCAGCUGUCUCAAAUUGUCUAUGAAAGAAACAAGGGGGUACAAAAUCCAGUUAUUAAUUUUAAGGGAUUUUUGGUUGGGAAUGCUGUUACUGAUGAUUACCAUGAUUAUAUUGGCACAUUUGAGUAUUGGUGGACCCAUGGUUUGAUAUCUGACUCCACAUUUCAAAAACUAAGAGCUGCGUGUGAUAUGGGAUCCUCUACACAUCCAUCCCUUGAAUGCAUGGCGGCUCUUAAAAUAGCAGAGGUUGAGCUAGGAAACAUCGAUCCAUAUAGUAUCUUCACACAACCUUGCAAUAGAACUGGAGAACUAAGGCGAAACUCGAGGGGUCAUUAUCCUUGGAUGUCAAGAGCUUAUGAUCCAUGCACAGAGAGGUAUUCCAACGAGUACUUCAACCGCCCAGAAGUUCAGAAUGCACUUCAUGCAAAUGUAACUGAAAUUCCUUAUCCAUGGAAAACAUGCAGUGAUAUUGUUGGAAACUACUGGACUGAUUCUCCACUUUCUAUGCUUCCCAUUUAUCGAGAACUAAUAGCUGCUGGUCUUAGGAUAUGGGUAUACAGUGGAGAUACUGAUGCAGUGGUUCCUGUAACUGCAACUAGAUACUCCAUUGAUGCCCUGAAGCUACCUACAAUUACCAACUGGUAUCCUUGGUAUGACAAUGGAAAGGUUGGUGGGUGGAGCCAAGUCUACAAAGGACUGACAUUGGUAACAGUUACAGGAGCUGGCCAUGAGGUUCCCCUCCAUCGCCCUCGUCAAGCUUAUAUUCUUUUCAGAUCAUUUUUGGAGGACAAGCCAAUGCCCAAUCAAUAAAGCAAAAUAAUUAUAGCAAUUAUUCAUACACCGGAGCAGGUGAUCCAAAAAGAAAAAGAAACAUAAAGAGAAGAAGCACUCUGCUUGAAUGCUCCCCUCAUUCUUGCCCCCAACCUACAACUCUUCUAAUCUUUUUUACCUUCUUAUUCAUGAUCAGGUAGAAUAAAAUGAAUUUAGGAAUAUAUGGAGAUUGAACUAGAACCCAGCUUUCUGUACAAUAUCCACAUGUGAAACAUGGAGUGAGUAUUCUUUCCACAGUUUCAAUAAGUGAAACUGUGAAUGUUGCUUCAAAUUAGUUGAUGUUUUCUUUGCAUGGUGCAACUAUAUUCUUG